GAGUGUAUAUGUGUUUGUGUGUGAGAGCGUUUUUGCGGCGGAGCGUCGCUCCAAUUUGUUGUUGGUUCUCCAACGUGUGCGGUUCGCUGGGCGCAUUUAAAUAAUUUUUAAAAUAAUUAACAAUUGUGUCGACGUCUCGCUGCUUAACCGUUAUCGUGUGUGUACCAGUGUUUUUUGUGAUUCGUGUGUGCCGUGUCCCGUUGCCCGAUUGUUUACGCAAUAUCCAGCCAACAAAAUUUUGCGGAGACCGACAUAAUAACCAUUAAAGCAAUUACAACAAUUAUAAACAACAAUAUCGAAAUGAGCAAUACAAAACGCAUGAACUUGAAAAACAAAUUUAAGCAUGCUUGAUCCAAUAUUCAGGCAUCCAGGUCUUAAUAGUGUCUACGAGAAAAGCCCCCGGGGAACAGCACCAACAACAGCAGCAUCCGCAUUUUCCCUCAUUCAGCAUCAAGUAUACGCAGAGACAAGUAUUUCUGCUCCAGCGUUUUCCAUCUGGCCGCGUUUUCCGACUCUUCUAAGUGUUUUCCCAGACCAUCAUCAACUAUUCCGCCCCGAACCGCCGCCUUCGUCAACUCGAGCCACACAUGUUGGGUAAAUUCACAUCGAACCAUGUCCAGGUCUACCACCAGUACUCGCGACCUGUGCCCGUAAAGAAGCCCGUCAAGCACCAGCCGCGUAGUUGGAUCGAGACAAACUUCCAGAAGCGCGAGUGCAUCAAAUUCAUACCAUGCCCAAAGGACGAUGCAAAAUGCUGCUGUGGCCAGGCCCAGAUCACGCAUCAGACGAUACCUGGCAUCGAGAGUGGGUCGCCCGGAGACCCCUGGCUGCCCACGAAGCACACCCGCCCACAGCCCACAGAUGCCUAUGGAACCAUCGAGUUCCAGGGCGGCGCGCAUCCCACAAAGGCCCAGUACGUUCGCCUGUCGUUCGACACGCGGCCGGAACUACUGGUGCAGCUAUUCACCAAGGAAUGGAAUCUGGAAUUGCCAAAACUUUUGAUCACUGUGCAGGGCGGCAAGGCCAACUUUGAUUUGCAGGCCAAGCUGAAAAAGGAGAUACGCAAAGGACUGCUGAAGGCGGCCAAGACCACUGGAGCCUGGAUAUUCACCGGCGGCACCAACACCGGCGUCACCAAGCAAGUGGGCGAUGCCCUGCUCCUGGAGGGUCAGCAGCGGACAGGACGAGUGGUCAGCAUCGGCAUCGCUCCCUGGGGUAUCGUGGAGCGCAAUCACGAGCUGCUGGGCCACAACCGCGAAGUGCCCUGCCACAGCAUUAGUUCGCCCAGAUCCAAGCUGGCCGUGCUGAACAAUCGGCAUGCUUACUUUCUGCUGGUCGACAAUGGUACCCAGGCCAAGUAUGGCGCCGAACUGAUCCUGCGGCGCAAACUGGAGAAAUUCAUAUCCAACCUGAAGCUUCACCCAUCAAAGAAUCACUGGCUAAAAACAAACGUCACACAUUCCAGUACGCCCGUCGUCUGCCUGGUGAUCGAGGGCGGCACCAACACGAUACGUGCGGUGCUCGAGUACGUGACGGAUUCGCCGCCGGUUCCGGUGGUCGUAUGUGACGGAUCCGGGCGUGCCGCCGACCUGCUGGCCUUCGUCCACAAAUAUGCCUCGGAUGGCGAGGAGCAGCCGGUACUGGAGUCCAUGCGGGACUAUCUCAUCGGGACCAUACAGAAGACCUUUGAAGUGGGACUGGACCAAUCCGAGAAGCUCUACCAAGAGCUGCUGCAGUGCACGCGGAACAAGAAUCUGAUUACCGUCUUUCGCAUACAGGAAAAGCCCGAGGGCGAGGCGCAGGAACUGGAUCAGACCAUCCUAACGGCCCUCUUCAAGUCACAGCAUCUCAGUCCGCCGGAGCAAUUGAGUCUCGCCCUGACGUGGAAUCGGGUGGACAUAGCGCGCAGCGAGAUAUUCGUCUACGGGCAGGAAUGGCCAAACGGCGCCCUGGACGAGGCCAUGAUGCAGGCGCUGGAGCACGAUAGAAUCGAUUUUGUCAAAUUACUCCUGGAGAAUGGCGUUUCGAUGAAGAAAUUUUUGACAAUACCGCGCCUCGAGGAGCUCUACAAUACCAAACACGGUCCGGCCAACACGCUGGGUUACAUCCUGCGCGAUGUCCGACCGCACAUACCCAAGGGCUACAUUUACACGCUCCACGACAUCGGCCUGGUGAUCAAUAAACUAAUGGGCGGCGCAUAUCGAUCCUAUUACACGCGCCGCAAAUUCCGGCCCAUCUACGCCAAGGUUAUGAACAGCUAUGCAAAUGCCUGCCGCAAGUCGUCGACCUACCAAUACCAGCGAUAUGCCGGAGCCAAUUCGCUGAGCCUGGUCACCGGCCUGCUGCCCUUCACCUCGGAAAUGGCCCUCUUCGAGUUUCCAUUCAACGAGUUGCUGAUUUGGGCCGUGCUGACCAAGCGACAGCAGAUGGCGCUGCUGAUGUGGACACAUGGCGAGGAGGCAUUGGCCAAGUCACUCGUAUCCUGCAAACUGUACAAGGCCAUGGCACACGAAGCGGCCGAGGACGACUUGGACACGGAAAUCUACGAGGAGUUGCGCUCCUACGCCAAGGAGUUCGAGAGCAAAGGCAACAAGCUGCUGGACUUUAGUUACCGACAGGAUGCGGAGAAGGCGCAAAGACUGCUUACCUGUGAGCUGCACUCCUGGUCGAAUCAGAGUUGCCUUUCGCUGGCUGUGGCGGCCAACCAUCGUGCCCUCCUCGCUCAUCCCUGUAGUCAGGUGAUCCUGGCGGAUCUGUGGAUGGGUGGACUGCGAACCCGCAAGAAUACCAACUUCAAGGUCAUUUUGGGUUUGGCGAUGCCAUUCUACAUCAGGCAGCUUGACUUCAAGUCAAAGGAGGAGUUGCAGCAGAUGCCGCAGACUGAGGAGGAACAUCUGGAAAACCAGAACCUGGACAAUGAUGACUCGGAUCGUUCGCAGCCGGAUGCCGAGAGCGCCCUUUUAAAAGCCAAAAGAUCCAUUUCCUUGAGAUAUAGGAUGGGCGCGGGUGCUAAUAAUCGCGACAAGUGCAAGCUAAUACCAGUUGAAAACAGCUCGCCCUCCUUUAAGAGUGUCUCGAAUUCAACAGAUGCUCUAUUGGCGGAUACUUACUCAGUGCGCGAUACAAAAGUACACGAAAAUGGCAAAGUUAAUCUCACUGCUGGAGCGGAAGAACAGCCCUCCAAAGUCUCACUCACCGACUCAGAUCCCGCCCAAUUCAGAGAGUUCUUCAAUCUUUCCGAGUACAAUGAGGUGAAACAGCACCAGCCGCUGCGCCUGAAAAAGAAGUUCUACGAGUUCUACACGGCACCCAUAACCAAGUUCUGGGCGGAUUCGAUUGCCUAUAUGUUCUUUCUUAUAAUGUUCUCCUUCACUGUGCUGGUGAAAAUGGACCAGAUGCCGCGGUGGCAGGAGUGGUACUCAAUAGCAUAUAUCACAACGCUGGGCUUCGAAAAGGUGCGCGAAAUAAUAUCCUCCGAACCGGUGGCCAUUACGCAUAAAUUCUCGGUGUGGGCGUGGAAUAUGUGGAAUCCGUGCGACGGAGCCGCCAUUAUACUCUUUGUCAUCGGUUUGGCAUUUCGAUUCCGGGAGAAUACGAUGGACAUUGGACGAGUCAUCUACUGUGUGGACAGCAUAUACUGGUACCUGCGUAUCCUGAACAUCCUUGGAGUGAAUAAAUACCUGGGACCCCUGGUCACUAUGAUGGGCAAAAUGGUGAAAAACAUGAUUUACUUCGUGGUCCUGUUGGCGGUUGUUUUGAUGAGCUUUGGUGUCAGCAGACAAGCGAUUCUCUACCCCAACAAACAGCCGACCUGGAGUCUCAUCAAGGAGGUUAUUGCCGGCUCAAUAACGGCGCCCGGAUUUCUAGGUGCCCUGGGGCACAAUACACGUUCCAGCUAUCAUCGUGGUUAUCAUACAAUGGGUGCUCCACCGGUGACCACCACUGCAGCCAGCACUACCACCGGUUCCAGCUCCACAGUUCCGGCGGCCACAACAUCUGCAACUCCGCCCACCCACAAUGAGCAUUCGAAUUUGACGAGCGGCAACUUGACAAAUGUCACCUUCCAGCCCUACUUCAUGCUGUACGGAGAGGUGUUCGCUGGCGAUAUCGACCCUCCCUGCGGCGAGGAUCCCAGCCAGCCGGGCUGCGUCACUGGCCAUUGGGUAACGCCGAUAACCAUGUCCAUGUACCUCUUGAUUGCCAAUAUUCUGCUGAUAAAUCUGCUCAUCGCUGUGUUCAACAAUAUCUUCAACGAGGUCAACUCGGUUUCGCAUCAGGUGUGGAUGUUCCAGCGGUUCACCGUAGUGAUGGAGUACCAGCAGAAGCCCGUCCUGCCGCCGCCCUUCAUCGCGCUGUGCCACUUCUACUCCCUGCUCAAGUACUGUGUGCGGAAGGCGAAAGGAUUGGAGGUGCAGCGGGACAAUGGUCUCAAACUGUUCCUGGAGAAGGACGACCUGGAGCGGCUGUACGACUUCGAGGAGGAGUGUGUCGAGGGAUUCUUCCACGAACAGGAAAUCAUCCUCAAUCAGUCGACGGACGAGCGGGUUAAAAACACAACGGAGCGAGUGGAGACCAUGUCUCAGAAAAUCGAGGACAUCAAUCAGAAGGAAAAUAUACAAACGGCAACCGUUCAGAACAUCGAGUUCCGAUUGCGAAAGAUGGAGGAAUCCUCGGAGCAGAUACUCUCGCACUUGGCCGUCAUACAUCGUUUCAUGUCGACACACACGGCUGGUGCGGAUGAUUUGCGCGGUUCGACGAUUAACAUUCCCGGAGAGAUGCAGCGCAUGCGCACCAUCUCGAUUUCGGACACGGAGGGCGGCGGCGGACCAGGCGGAAAUGGAGGAGGCGGUGGUGGUGGUGGAGCCAUCGUUCCACUUGGUCUGGGUGCUGGUCUGAAUUUGAAUUCGCUCCAGGUCACAACCCGGCGCCGCUUUAAUCGUUCGCUGACCGAGGUCCGGCCUGAUGCCUACAUCUUCGACGAGGGCACGCACUUUGAGGUGGUACCUCUGCCAGAGGAACCGGACGAAGUGGUCAAGUCCCGUGAGGCCCUCAACGAACAGGUGGUCCGCAAGGCGUCGAUGCAGUCGGAGGCAGACUCGGACAUCUACAUUCCCGUGUCGCAGCGUCCAUCGACCUGUGAGACAGUGAAGCGGACUCCGUACGUGACGGUGCGCCAGGAUACGGGUGCCAGCACGGAGAGCAAGGACACCCUAACGCCCAUGGGCAACAACGAUGACGACCAGACGCUCGUGGGAGGCGACAACUCUGAUGAUGCGACGCCAGACAUAAACUUUGAGGCUGCCAGACAUCGAGCACUGCGACAGCGCACGGUAUCUCUAUGCCGCCGCAACUCGGAAACGUACUCCUUAACCGGGGCGGACAUAAACCGCUCACACAUCAGCCUCAACCAGCUGGCCUCGUUAUCCCGCCGCCAGAUGAGCCUCACGCAAUCGGAACCGGACAGCGACAAAGAUGCGCCAAUGGCCCAGGGUUCUGCACAUCCGGGUAAAUCAGUAUUGCAUGCGAAACCCUCCAGAAAUAUCUUGCUGAAACUGCACAGCGAGUACACUUCGAUCACGGACGAGCUGGAGAGCGUCUGCCACAUGAUAGCAUCGCCUACGGUAUCCCUGCCAAGUAACAAAGCAUCUUUGGACCGCCCUAAAACCGAAAUGUCGCGGGCUGAGGCUGCGGCUUUGCUGGAAAAGAAGCAUCUGAAGGAGUGCGAAGAGAACGACUACAUGAUUCUGGAGGGACUGAUCGAGUCCCGCGGCUCAAUCGAUGCCAGCGCCCAGGGAUUCGAGAUUGGCGUAUCCAUAGACUACAGCCAUCGCUACCCGCUGCGCCGAGAGACCGCCGUGGAGCUGUCACCUUCGAAGCCUUCGGUAGAUGGUGACCUGAUGGGCGGUGGCGAAGGUGGCGGCGCCGGUGGAGGCGAUAGUAGCGAUACCAGCGGGGCUGGUAGCUGCGGUGCCAUGGUCGGUAUCUCGAGUGGCUUCCAGCUGAAGAACGAGCGUCCCUGGCAGCGCAACUCCUCGAUGGAGCAGCAAACGUAUCCCUCACCUUUGGUGCCCACACGGGCCACCAGUGACUUCCUCAAUCCGCCGUACGAGGGCCGGCUGUUCAAGAAGUCCAGUGAGAGCCUACAGAAAAACUCCAGCACGGAGACGGAUUACUCGGCGCAUCCGUACCGCUUCAUCAAGCAGAGCUCCAACGAGACGAACACCUCGCUGACGGGCUCCUAUAAUGUGGACACUCCCUCGCUGACGGCGGAGCCCUCGUUGGACGCCGGCGACUCGCACUCGGCGACGGGAAUAAGCAUCAGCGUUGGCGCUGUGGGCGGCGCUGCCACGGCGCGUUACCAGCCCAUCCGUACCGCCUCGGUAGGCGCUGCCGAUGGUAGGCGUUUGCGGGAGGAGAGCUCUAGUUCGCUGGAUCUUAGCUCCUCGGGGCCAGUGACGAUGCAGGCAGCGCCGGCACCGCCAGUGCGUCCGAUGCUGCUAAAGAAACAGUUUAGCGUGGACCAGGGUAAGCCGUCUCAGACGGCCGCCGAGGCAGUGCCUCAGACACCGGAGGCGGCCCAGGCUGGUCAGGCCAAACUGAUUUCCACGCUCAAGCCGCAGCCCUUUGCGAGCAAGUUGGGCAUGAAUGUGCUGAAGGAGAGCAGCUCUAGCACGGAUGAGUCCGUCGGUUCGUCAGCCAAAAGCAGCAACCCGGCGCUAUCCAUACCCCAGAUCAGCACCCACCUGGUGCAGGACGAGAUCGCCAAACUAUCGUCGAAUAUCAAGAGCAGCACCGAAUCGGAAAAGGAUCCGCCGUUCAACGAGACAAUGUGUUAGCAAAGUGGGAGGACGACGACAAUGGAUCGUGCGUGUCCCACACUGUGCUCAAUGGGAAAACUAGUCAUAAGAGUGGGGUGAUAAAUAAGUUGUUGGAUCAGAUAUCAGAGAUUAUGCAUAUUUAUUCGAGGGGUUGCCAGUUAAGUACGUGUUAAUGAUUUUGACAAUACAUAGUUCACAAAUUCUCUGUAUUUUUAUACAAGUAUUUAUUUAGAAAGCCUCAUUGCUGUUGUUGUACACUAUUAAGGCAAACGCAUAGAAUAUCUGUUUUCGUUUAAUGUCAAUACAAUAGGUACCACCAAAAAUAUGCAUAUUGAAGCGCAUGAGUUAUGCGAUGCACAUAUUCACAUACUCGGUACUUUUAAAAACUCCUAGAUGUAGUCAGCCAUACAUAUUGCAACGUUGCAAGCAACUUUCACACAGACAUAUCUAAAUGCAACCACUCUACUUUAUCCAAGCCUAUCAUGAGCACUUACCUCAGCUCAAUUAGAAACCUAUCGCAGCUCAAUGUACUUAUGCCUGUCCCUGUCGGAGUUCCAUAUUGUAGUCUACGAGGUUCACUACGAUAUGAGCUCUUUGGCAAUGUGUGUGUUAUCAUAUGUGUAUAACGUCUUCUUAGAUAUUACAUUUUACUUGCUUAUAAGGGGGAAAUUCGUGUAUUUUGUGUGCAACUGUCCUUUUCGGCGGCAUAGAUAUUAUUGUACAUAAAUAGACUAAAUGUUAUAGGUAUGUUUAAAGAUUGCUAAAAUUGUUCAUGUUUGGCCAAUAUGUGCUAGUAAUUUAAAUUAGAUUUUUAAAUAUUUUCAAGGAUUAAGAAUAACAAUGCAUUUUAAUAAAAUAUUUAUGAUUGUACUUAUUUAUGUUAAGAAUUGUACGUUAUUUUUAUUGAAAUAAAUUAUUAACACUUAAAAAUUUAAAA
Drosophila simulans is the source of this 7755-nucleotide messenger RNA. RefSeq names its product transient receptor potential cation channel trpm (gene Trpm). Gene Ontology annotation, molecular function: monoatomic cation channel activity. The record is from RefSeq and is a predicted model, not a curated record. The transcript has 38 exons. Bases 588 to 6836 code for a protein of 2082 amino acids. Gene Ontology annotation, cellular component: membrane. Gene Ontology annotation, biological process: protein tetramerization; monoatomic cation transmembrane transport. NCBI's taxonomy places the organism in Eukaryota, Metazoa, Arthropoda, Insecta, Diptera, Drosophilidae.